CAGACAUGAAGGCCGCGGUCGCAGUGCUCUCGCUGGUGGCGGCGGUGGGGCUAGCAGCUCCCCAGGAGGGCUACAACUACCCGACGCCUGGCGGCCCCGGCCUGCCUUUCCCCGGAUCCGGAUCCGGAUCGGGGCAGGGGCAAUACCCCUCGGUCCCCGCGCAGUACUCCUUCAAAUGGGACGUGAAUGACCCUCCUUCAAGCAAUUUCUACGGCCACCAAGAACAGAGGGAGGAUGCCAAUACUCAGGGGAGUUACUACGUCCAGCUGCCCGACGGCCGUCGUCUGAUCGUCGAGUACUACGUGGACGCCUCAGGGUACCACCCCACCAUCACCUUCGAGGGCGAAGCGCAGUAUCCUUCGGGCCCGGGGUCAGGGGCGGGAGCUGGCUUCGGCUCAGGGUCAGGCCUGGGCGGUGGCUACUCCCUCCCGGGGACCGGCUCCGGCGGCGUCCAGGCCCCGUCGCAGUCCUACGGCCCGCCGGCCAAAUAGCGCCCUUUUCCUCAGGCUCUUGUAUAUUCCGCUGGCAACUUACACACUUACACACAUUAUAUAUAUAUAUAUAUAUAUAUAUAUAUAUAUAUAUAUAUAUAUAUACAUAUAUACAUAUAUAUACAUACACAUUAUGUAUAUGUGUAUAUACAUAUAAAUUCAUACAAAUAUUUUUUUCUCACUCUUUCUUUCUGUCUCAUCCUCUUAUAAGCUUAUGAUCUCUUAUCUUUCAUUUGCUUGCAAUGUGUUCUAAUAUGAUAUUUGAAAAUAUUUGAAUAUAUAUGUAUAUGUAUAUAUAUAUGUAUGUAUAUAUACAUCCACUCUAUCUCUCUCUCUCUCUCUCUCUCUUCCUCUCUCUCUCUGUUUCCAGAUAUUUGUCACGUGUAAUACAGAUUUGCCUAAAGGUGUGUCUGCUUUACAGGCGAAUUUGGAAAUACCAGAGUUGGAUGCUGUUAAAUGCUCAUGUUGUUGAAAAUGUUAUAAAGUUAGUUAAACAGGAAUAAACUACUUACUUGAU
Messenger RNA from Penaeus chinensis, 1008 nucleotides. RefSeq names its product pro-resilin-like. NCBI's taxonomy places the organism in Eukaryota, Metazoa, Arthropoda, Malacostraca, Decapoda, Penaeidae. The record is from RefSeq and is a predicted model, not a curated record. Gene Ontology annotation, cellular component: extracellular matrix. Bases 6 to 491 code for a protein of 161 amino acids. The transcript has 3 exons.